Messenger RNA from Fusarium sp. VM40, 3810 nucleotides. Lineage: Eukaryota; Fungi; Ascomycota; Sordariomycetes; Hypocreales; Nectriaceae. The record is from the annotation of a GenBank genome assembly.
AUGGAUUACGAGAACGAUUCCGACUACGAUUAUGGCUACGAUGAGGGCAUCACCCCCGAGGACUGCUGGAUUGUAAUCUCCUCCUUCUUCGAAACAAAGGGUCUUGCUUCCCAGCAAACCGACUCCUUUGACGAUUUCACACAAACCACCGUCCAGGAUCUCGUCAAUGAGUACUCAAACAUCUCUCUCGACCAGCACAACCCCCCUGGACCUGCGGGAGUGAACAUCGCUUUGCGCCGAUAUGAGAUCAAGUUUGGAAGUGUGAUGGUUUCUCGACCCUCCAUCAGCGAGACCGACGGUACCAUCACCUCACUCUUGCCUUACGAGUGUCGUGACCGAAACCUCACCUACGCCGCACCAGCUUACCUAAAGAUCUCCAAAAAGGUGUCCGUUGCUGUGGACAAGGAGAUUCCUCUCCAUGAGAUGGACGAUGAGCAGCAGGCAGAGUACAAGCGAACAGGCGAACACCCCACAAAAUUGGUAUGGGAGGUAGAGGAAAACAGCGAGGCCAUGAAAGGGGAGGAUGACCAAUCGGGUAUGGUCUUCGUCGGAAAGAUGCCAAUUAUGGUCAAGUCGAAGAUUUGCCAUCUGAGCAGAUUCCAAGAAGACGACCUCUUCAUGCUCAAUGAGUGCCCCUACGAUCAGGGUGGAUACUUCGUUAUCAACGGUAGUGAGAAGGUCCUGAUCGCACAGGAACGCUCCGCCGCCAAUAUCGUUCAGGUUUUCAAGAAGGCUAUGCCAAGUCCUUAUACCUACACUGCCGAGAUUCGAAGUGCCCUCGAGAAGGGUUCACGUCUUAUCUCAAGUCUUAUGAUGAAGCUAUACGGCAAGGGAGAUUCUGCGCGAGGUGGUUUCGGCCAAACAAUUCAGACUUCGCUACCGUUCGUCAAAUCAGACCUUCCCGUUGCUAUCGUCUUCCGAGCUCUGGGUGUUGUGUCCGAUGAGGAUAUUCUCAACCAUAUUUGCUACGACCGAAACGAUAGUCAGAUGUUGGAGAUGCUUCGACCCUGUAUCGAGGAAGCUUUCUGUGUUCAGGACCGAGAGGUUGCUCUCGACUUUAUCGGAAAGCGUGGAAACAGAGAUCAGGCCAGUCUUGGUCGCGAGAAGCGUGUCCGUGUUGCCAAAGAUAUUCUCCAGAAGGAGACCUUGCCUCAUAUCUCCCAGACAGAGGGUAGCGAGACCAGGAAGGCUUUCUUCUUGGGCUACAUGGUGCACAAGCUUCUUCAGUGUGCUCUUGGACGUCGUGAGCCGGAUGAUCGUGAUCACUUCGGAAAAAAGCGACUUGAUCUUGCUGGUCCUCUGUUGGCGAAGCUCUUCCGUGGUAUUAUCCGCAGGAUGAACACUGAGCUGUCCAACUACCUAAAGCGCUGUGUUGAAAGCAACAGACAUUUCAACUUGGCUGUCGCUAUCAAGCCAGGAACAUUGUCCAAUGGUUUGAAGUAUUCGCUGGCCACAGGUAACUGGGGAGAUCAAAAGAAGGCAGCAAGCUCCACAGCUGGUGUCUCUCAGGUGUUGAACAGAUAUACCUUCGCCUCUACUCUGUCGCAUUUGCGACGUACCAACACCCCCAUCGGACGAGAUGGUAAACUGGCCAAACCUCGUCAGCUACACAACACCCAUUGGGGUUUGGUUUGUCCUGCUGAAACGCCUGAGGGACAGGCUUGUGGUUUGGUCAAGAACUUGUCUCUGAUGUGUUACGUGAGUGUGGGCUCUCCUGCGGAUCCUCUGAUUGACUUCAUGAUCCACAGAGGUAUGGAAGUGGUUGAGGAGUAUGAGCCAACAAGAUACCCACACGCUACCAAGAUUUUUGUCAACGGUAGCUGGGUUGGUGUUCACUCUGACCCCAAGCAUCUUGUCCACCAAGUCUUGUCCACCCGACGAAAGAACGUCGUUCAAUUCGAAGUAUCACUUGUCCGUGAUAUUCGAGACCGAGAAUUCAAGAUCUUCUCUGAUGCAGGCAGAGUCAUGAGACCAGUCUUUACAGUACAGCAGGAGGAUGACGACGAGACUGGUGUUCAGAAGGGACAGCUUAUACUGACCAAGGAACUGGUUACCAAGCUCGCCCAAGAGCAGGCGGAGCCAUCGGAUGAUCCAUCAGAGAAGCUUGGCUGGGAGGGUCUUGUUCGCGCUGGAGUUAUCGAGUAUCUCGAUGCUGAGGAAGAAGAAACGGCCAUGAUCUGCAUGACGCCCGAGGAUCUCGAACUUUACCGCGAGCAAAAGAUCGACGAGGCGACCCUCACAGUGGAAGAGAGGCAGGCCAAGCAAGAGGCUGAGAAGAGAGAACAAGAGGAAGAACGCAACAAGAGAUUGAAGACAAAGGUCAAUCCUACGACUCACGUGUACACACACUGUGAGAUUCAUCCUAGUAUGAUUCUUGGUAUUUGUGCCAGUAUCAUUCCCUUCCCUGAUCACAACCAGUCUCCUCGUAACACCUACCAAUCUGCCAUGGGUAAACAAGCUAUGGGUUUCUUCUUAACAAACUAUUCCCGACGUAUGGAUACCAUGGCCAACAUUCUCUACUACCCUCAAAAGCCCCUUGCCACUACUCGAUCUAUGGAGCAUCUCAAGUUCCGUGAACUACCCGCUGGUCAAAACGCCAUCGUCGCAAUUGCUUGUUACUCAGGAUACAACCAGGAAGAUUCCGUUAUUAUGAACCAGAGUAGUAUCGAUAGAGGUCUAUUCCGCAGUCUGUUCUUCCGAUCUUACUCUGAUCAGGAGAAGAAGGUCGGUCUCAACUACACAGAAAUCUUUGAGAAGCCUUUCCAGCAGACAACACUUCGAAUGAAGCACGGAACAUACGACAAGCUUGACGAGGAUGGUAUUGUGGCCCCUGGUGUACGAGUUUCCGGUGAAGAUAUCAUUAUUGGCAAGACGGCGCCCAUCGAUCAGGAGAACCAGGAUCUGGGUACCAGAACCCAAUCGCACCAGCGUCGUGAUAUUUCGACACCGCUGCGAAGUACAGAAAACGGUAUCGUUGAUCAAGUCAUUCUGACAGUCAACGCCGACAAUGUGAAGUACGUCAAGGUUCGUGUACGAACCACCAAGAUUCCCCAGAUUGGUGACAAGUUUGCUUCUCGUCACGGUCAAAAGGGUACCAUUGGUGUCACCUAUCGACAGGAGGAUAUGCCUUUCAGCAGAGAAGGCCUGACUCCCGAUAUUAUUAUCAACCCUCACGCUAUUCCCUCUCGAAUGACAAUUGCCCAUUUGAUUGAGUGUCUUCUUAGUAAGGUCUCAACACUUGAAGGUAUGGAGGGUGAUGCAACGCCAUUCACUGAUGUGACGGUCGACUCCGUCUCAGAGCUUCUAAGAAAGCACGGAUACCAAUCUCGAGGCUUCGAGAUCAUGUACAAUGGCCACACUGGACGCAAGCUCCGUGCUCAGGUGUUCUUUGGACCUACCUACUACCAGCGACUUCGUCACAUGGUGGACGACAAGAUCCACGCUCGUGCUCGUGGUCCCGUUCAGAUCAUGACCAGACAGCCUGUGGAAGGUCGUGCUCGAGAUGGUGGUCUCCGAUUCGGAGAGAUGGAACGUGAUUGUAUGAUUGCUCACGGCGCUGCUGCUUUCUUGAAGGAGCGUUUGUUUGAGGUGUCGGAUGCUUUCCGAGUCCACGUCUGCGAAAUUUGUGGACUCAUGACACCCAUUGCCAACCUUUCCAAACAAUCGUUCGAAUGUCGACCAUGCAAGAACAAGACCAAGAUUGCUCAGAUCCACAUUCCCUACGCGGCCAAGCUUCUCUUCCAGGAGUUGCAAGCCAUGAACAUUGCCGCCAGAAUGUUUACCAACCGAUCCGGAGUUUCAAUUCGUUAA